Messenger RNA from Morus notabilis, 1008 nucleotides. RefSeq names its product probable 37S ribosomal protein S28, mitochondrial. The record is from RefSeq and is a predicted model, not a curated record. Gene Ontology annotation, cellular component: ribosome. Bases 24 to 701 code for a protein of 225 amino acids. The transcript has 5 exons. NCBI's taxonomy places the organism in Eukaryota, Viridiplantae, Streptophyta, Magnoliopsida, Rosales, Moraceae. Gene Ontology annotation, molecular function: structural constituent of ribosome. Gene Ontology annotation, biological process: translation.
CGCCGUCGGUGUUCGGGAAGGAGAUGAGGGAGAGGAAGGACGGAGAGGAAUCGAGCGCGAUGAAGACGGAGUUCGUGAAGGUGUACAGCUACGAAGAAUUGGGGGAGAAGUUGAAAAAACUGAGGCCGGAAGGGAAAGGCGAAGGGUGGUUUUCAAUGGAGGAGUUGAAUCAAAGAUUGAUGAAUUUGAGAGAAAUUGAACAGAAGGAGACGGAGUCGAGAAUUGCUGGGCUGCCGUAUAGGGAUUUGAGGGAGAGCUUGGCAAAGUUGAGGCUUUCUUCUGAUGAGGAGAAAGCAGGGAAGGCUUCCAUUGAGAGGCUUGAUGUGUUGGGUCAGCUGGGUCGAACUCCAAGCUUCAUGAUGCAACCUCCGAAGGAACAUUUGGUUGAAAGGUAUUUCCAUCCAGAUAACAUGUCUUCAGCAGAAAAAAUGAAAAGUGAGCUUGCCAAAGUUAGAGACGAAUUUAAAAUGUCAGAAUCAGAUUGUGGAUCCGCAAGAGUACAAGUCGCACAACUCACAACCAAGAUCAAACAUCUAUCAGCAGUUCUACACAAGAAGGAUAAGCAUUCUCGGAAGGGUCUUGUAGCGAUGGUGCAAAAGAGGAAGAAGUUAUUGAAGUAUCUCCGAAGAACUGACUGGGAAUCUUACUGUUUUGUUCUAGAUAAACUUGGUCUCCGCGACAACCCUGAUUACAAGAACUAGGCUAAACCAUACCAUUACAUUUCCCACUCCCCGCCGGCAGAUUUUUGUAUUUUUCGUAUCGUAGCUUAUUUCCAGUUCAGAGGGAGGUGGAAAUGAAAUUGUAUCGGUAUUUGAUUUAUUUCUUAUUUCCUUGUGGCCUUUUUGGAACAAGGGAUGAUAACGAUGUGCUGUCAAGAAUAUAUUGUUGCUCACUUUUUUGAAAGCUGAUAAUAAGCAGCGAACAAAUGCAGUGAAGAGCUGUAUCAUUAAUUCGUUAUAAAUGUAUUUCCUGUUCAGAAGAACAUAGUACAUACCUUUUAUGAGUUUA